UAAGGGGAGAAUAAAUGCGCCGAUCGGUUGUUUUCUCGUUUGUCACCGCGAAUGUUUUCGUAUUAUAAAUCUUCCGUGUCUACCGAUCAAAACUAAAAGAAGCGCGAAGUUGAGUUCUUACGCACGCCGACCGCAACGUUUUAAGUUCGCUUGACGAUCAUCCGUCCACUUUGGCCGCCGACAGCUGUACCGUUUAUUUACUUCGUUCAGUGCACACGGUUUCCGACAUGUCGGCGUGAAUUAAUAAUCAUUAUCAGGCGGUAUUAAAAAUAAGAAUAAAUAAUAAUUCUUUCAAAACACGUUUUAUUCGAUCGGUUUUUUGUUGUUGGUUUGUACAUCAAUGUACAUCUACGUACAAUAAAACAAAAUUGAAUAAAAAUAAAAGUUUGUCUCUAUUAUCCCGACUGGUCGUUCAGCUAAUGUUACUGAAAUAAACGCAUGAAUCCGCAAUCUGGUACAUGGCCACAAAAAUCGAUGAGAACCCGAUUAAACGGUACAAACCUUCCAGUCCGACACCUCACUUGAGAUACCAAGAGAACGGAAAUAGUUUAAUAAUGGAUUCAGAUAUGGAAGUUUCAAUUGAAAACAAUUUUACAAGUGAAAAAAUUGUCAUUUUGGAUGCAGGUGCUCAGUAUGGCAAGGUUAUUGACCGUAAAAUUAGAGAAUUAAAUGUUGAAAGUGAUAUGUUGCCAUUAAAUACUUCAGCAAUAACAAUAAAAGAAAAAGGAUACAAGGCUAUUAUAAUUUCUGGAGGUCCUAAUUCAGUUAAUGCUGUAGAUGCACCAAUUUAUGACUCUGACAUAUUUAGAAUAGGAUUACCAAUUUUAGGAAUUUGUUAUGGCAUGCAAAUGAUGAAUAAAGAAUUUGGUGGUCAAGUUGCUGCUACUGUUGGUCGUGAGGACGGUAUUUAUAAUAUUGAUAUAGACUCCCAAUGUUUACUAUUUAAAUCAUUAAGUAAGACACAAAGUGUUCUUCUUACACAUGGAGAUCACAUUGUCAAAGUUGCUGAUACUUUUAAAACAAUAGCUUCAUCUAAUAAUAUGAUUGCUGCUAUUGGUAAUGACACUAAAAAAAUGUAUGGUCUUCAGUUUCAUCCUGAGGUGAAUUUAACUGAAAAUGGUACUCAAAUGCUUAAAUCAUUUCUUUAUGAUGUUGCUGGUUUAGCAGGAACUUAUACAGUUAAAAGUCGUGAACUAGAAUGUAUUAAAUAUAUUAGAAAUCACGUUGGUCAAAGUAAAGUUUUAGUAUUGUUAAGUGGUGGGGUUGAUUCUACUGUUUGUGCAGCACUUUUACAUCGGGCAUUAGAUCGAGAACAACUGAUUGCUGUACAUAUUGAUAAUGGUUUCAUGCGUUUGGGUGAAAGUGAACAAGUAAUGCAAUCGUUAAAUGCUCUUGGGUUAGAUGUUAAAGCUGUAAAUGCCACAUUUGAUUUUAAAUAUGGUACAACUAUUUUGCCUGAUUUACAUGUGUCUAAUCGAACUAGAAUUUCUUCUCCUUUGUGUCAAACUAGUAUUCCAGAAGAAAAAAGAAAAAUAAUUGGAGAUGUUUUUGUCAAGACUGCUGAUAAGUUCCUGAAAUUAUUAAAUUUAUCAUCUGAAGAAGUGUUCUUGGCUCAAGGAACUUUAAGACCAGAUUUAAUUGAAUCUGCUUCAAGAUUAGCUAGUAGUAAUGCAGAUACUAUAAAAACCCAUCAUAAUGAUAGCAAGCUUAUACGUGAAUUACGAGAUAAAGGACGUGUCAUUGAACCUUUAAAAGAAUUUCAUAAAGAUGAAGUUAGAAGGUUAGGAAUGGAUUUGGGACUGAGUGAAAGUAUUGUGUACAGACAUCCAUUUCCUGGUCCAGGUUUAGCAAUUCGAAUAUUAUGUGGAGAUGAACCUUUUAUUGAUAAAGACUUUUCUGAAACUCAAGUUGUAGUUAAAAUUGUUGUUGAAUACAAUGAUAUGGUUUUAAAGAGCCAUGCACUUUUAAAUAGAAUAGAAAAUGCAACAUCUGAAAAGGAACGAAAGUUGUUACGAGAAAUAUCAUCUAAACAGAAAAUGUCUGCUACACUAUUACCAAUAAAGAGUGUUGGAGUUCAAGGUGAUAAACGAUCUUAUAGUUAUGUAGUAGGAAUUUCUUGUACCGAACCUGAACCUAUAUGGGAAGACUUAUUUUAUAUGGCCAGAAUAAUACCUAGAGUUUGCCAUAAUGUUAAUAGGGUAUGUUAUAUUGCUGGUCCACCAGUUGUAUACCAAGUUUUAGAUAUAACGCAAACAUAUCUAAAUGUUCAAGUGAUAGAUUUGCUAAAACAAGCCGAUUAUGUUAUUAAUAAGGUUUUAACAGAAUGUCCUGUUAGUAUGCGCAAAGUAAGUCAGAUGCCAGUAAUUCUCAUACCUGUUCAUUUUGAUCGAGAUGUAGCAUAUCGUUAUCCAUCUUGUCAACGGUCAGUUGUUAUUAGGCCAUUUAUUACAGAAGAUUUUAUGACUGGUAUCCCUGCAUUGCCUGGAAAGCAUAUACCUGCUGCUCUUGUACAAAAAAUGAUGGCUGCUGCUCAAGAAAUACCUGGUAUAUCUAGAGUAUUAUAUGAUCUUACACCAAAACCUCCUGGUACUACAGAAUGGGAAUAGAAUAUAUUACAAUUCUGUUUUAAUAUUUUGAAAAUAUACUUAAGGAAUGAAGUUUUGCUAUCCUAUUGAGUAAAUAAGAAUAUUAAAAACAAUUGCUCAUUGGUGAUCAUCAGCAGUUAAAACCAAAAGAACCCUGUUAUUUUUACUAAUUUUUUUUCUAAAAUAGUUUUCAAUUGAUUAUUGUUUUUUAACUAUAUUUAUAUAUAACUCCUUUGAGCUAUGUUUAUUUUUUGACAAGGCAGUGAGUCUUGAUUGUUGUUUAUGUACUGAGUGAUUAUCAACAUAAAAUAAAUCCUUUAAAUAUUA
Sipha flava (yellow sugarcane aphid) is the source of this 2912-nucleotide messenger RNA. RefSeq names its product GMP synthase [glutamine-hydrolyzing] (gene bur). Lineage: Eukaryota; Metazoa; Arthropoda; Insecta; Hemiptera; Aphididae. The record is from RefSeq and is a predicted model, not a curated record. Gene Ontology annotation, cellular component: cytosol. The transcript is spliced from 14 exons. Gene Ontology annotation, molecular function: GMP synthase (glutamine-hydrolyzing) activity; ATP binding; GMP synthase activity. Gene Ontology annotation, biological process: GMP biosynthetic process. The coding region runs from base 459 to 2606 and encodes 715 amino acids.